Sebastes umbrosus (honeycomb rockfish) is the source of this 2788-nucleotide messenger RNA. RefSeq names its product aminomethyltransferase (gene amt). The transcript has 9 exons. The record is from RefSeq and is a predicted model, not a curated record. Lineage: Eukaryota; Metazoa; Chordata; Actinopteri; Perciformes; Sebastidae. Gene Ontology annotation, molecular function: aminomethyltransferase activity; protein binding. Gene Ontology annotation, biological process: glycine catabolic process. Gene Ontology annotation, cellular component: mitochondrion. Bases 160 to 1401 code for a protein of 413 amino acids.
CAGAAGUCUUUGCUCCUUCCUCUCGUCGCUGCAGCUGCAUGUGUUUUUGCCAGAAGAGCAGAAAUUCCAGAGAGUAGAGUCCAAAGAGUUUAGAAACACAUCGGAAGUGUUUCCCUUUAGGUGUGUGAGUGUAACAGAGAGACUUCUUCAGGAGUCAGGAUGUGGGCUCGGCUGCUGGUUGGUGUCCGGGGUUCUGGUCUCGGUCUGCGGGCUUCCAGGGACGGUCUGCUGCGGGUCUCUGGAGCUGGAUGUGCGGGGACGAGACAGGCUUCCAGUGGAGAGGCUGUCUUGAAGAAGACCCGGCUGUUUGACUUCCACAGGGAUCAUGGGGGUAAGAUGGUGGAGUUUGCAGGUUGGAGUAUGCCCGUCCAGUACAAAGACAGUCACAUCGCCUCACACAUGCACUGCAGAGAGCACUGCUCCAUCUUCGAUGUCAGCCACAUGCUGCAGACCAAAGUCCACGGCAAAGACCGGGUGAAGUUCAUGGAGUCUCUAGUAGUUGCAGAUAUUGCAGAACUGAAGGACAACCAGGGGUCCUUGUCUCUCUUCACCACUGAGAAAGGAGGCAUCAUUGAUGACCUCAUAGUGACAAAGACAGACCAGGGCUACCUCUACGUCGUCUCCAACGCCGGCUGCGCCGACAAGGACUCGGCUCAUAUGAAGGCCAGACUGGCAGAGUUCAAAGCUGCAGGUUUUGAUGUGGAUCUGGAAUUCCUUGAUGAAGCGCUGAUUGCUCUGCAAGGUCCAUCCAUGUCUCAGGUGCUCCAGGAGGGGCUGAAAGAGGACCUCAGUAAACUGACCUUCAUGACCUCCACCUUGGCCACUUUGUUUGGUAUUCCUGGCUGCAGGGUCACCCGCUGUGGAUACACUGGAGAGGAUGGAGUGGAGAUCUCCGUCCCUCAGUCCAGAGUGGUGGAGCUGACGGAGAAGCUGCUGGCUAACGCUGAGGUGAAGCUGGCCGGUCUGGGCGCCAGGGACAGUCUGCGGCUGGAGGCGGGGCUUUGUCUCUAUGGCAACGACAUUGAUGAGACCACCACGCCUGUGGAGGGCUCCUUAGUCUGGACCAUAGGAAAGCGUCGGCGUCAGAACAGGGAUUUCCCCGGCGCUGACAUCAUCGUACCUCAGAUCAAAGCCAAGACAGCCAGGAAGAGAGUUGGCCUGGUGUCCACCGGCCCCCCCGUCAGACAACACACACCCAUACUGGGCCCUGAUGGAAAGGUCAUAGGUGAGGUGACUAGCGGCUGCCCUUCUCCCUGCCUCAAAAAGAACGUUGCCAUGGGUUACGUGGAUGCGGCAUUCGCUAAGAACGGGACAGCCAUCAAGGUGGAGGUCAGGAAAAAAGCUGUGCCCGCCAUCGUCAGCAAGAUGCCCUUCGUCCCCACCAACUACUACUCUGGAUAGGAGAGCCACACACACAAACACAUGCACAUGCAUACAUGCACAGUACACACACUCACACUGGACCAUUCCCUGUUCUGUUUACCUCCAGCAACACCAAUGUAAGACUGAACGUCUCCAUUGGUGAGUCCUCUGAAAGAAAAUAAUCCAAAAUGCUAAACUAUUACUCAAUCCGGUACGUGUGCUGGUCUGAUGUGAUCAGGCACUUUCUUUGUGAAGCACAUUAAAUGUAAACAAGUUUGUAUUUGAGACACUGAAGCAGAGACGCAAUGUACAGUUCCACAGUAUAAACUGACAGGACCUCACUUGUAAGACAAAGACUUUAUGCAGGACAUUUUAAACAGCAGGCUGCAGCUCUACAAACAGCUGGUAUGCUACCUUGUAUUAAAAACGGCAGCAUCCAGUAACGCGGUUUCACCUAUGCAUGGGUGGACAUGAAAUAGAUUACAAGCAGUAUUGUUGAGUCUGAGAAUGUAUGUAUGACGGUACGGGCCGAGAUGCCCUGUUAACACGGUUCGUAGACCAAUUUCUGUUUUUUCUUUUUCUAUUUUAUAACUUACUGCACUUUCAGUAAGAACAGAAACAGUGACUUCUGUGUGGAUCCAUUAAACACGAGGAUUGAAUUAACUUUUUGUUGUAGAAUAUACUGUAGGUUUUGCUAAUGAAACACGACAUCUUUUACUUUGUCACCGCUGGACCAAAACAAAGAGAUUCCAAAUGGUUCUUUUAAUGUAAAUUCACUAGAUGUCUGCAUUUGUAUUCAAGGUCUUUCAAAUACCACAGAGACACAUUUCUAUUCAUGUUAUUGUUAGUCGUAAACAGCUUGAUCAAGGGAGGUCAAACGGGGCCAUCGAAUAAUCCUUCCAACACAAAACCCCCCCUAUCUGAAAUGUGCUAAUUAACACAAAACCAGUUCAGUUUGUGAAACUGGCAUUUUUGUGUUAAUUAGCAGAUUCUCACAUGGGGGGUCUUGUUUAGAGGGAGUUCCAGAUUGCUCUGUUGAUAUGUUAAAAACCCUGAUCUCCACCAUCAGAUAAAACCAGACUGUCUAUAACAUGAUAAUGAGAUAACACAAUGAUAACCUAACUUGAAAAGAUGUUAAUUGUAAUUAUGUGUGUUCUGUCUGGCAACUAAUGAAAUGUAAUUUCAUUGUCUUUGGACUUUCUGUGGAGCUCUGAAUGUAUUAUGUUGUCAAAAAUAAUAACCUACUUAGUAUAGAAAUAAUACUACUGAUUUAUAGGUUGUCAGUUUUUGUCAUCUCUGUCUUGAAGUGGCACUUUUUACAUCACUGGAUUUUAAUAUUUAACAGAAUUUUCUUGUGAACGUUUUGAAUAACAUUGCUUAUUUGAUUAGAAAAGCUCUUCUCUUUAUUAAAGACAUUCUCAUUUUC